This is a messenger RNA of Polyodon spathula (Mississippi paddlefish), 1581 nucleotides long. RefSeq names its product desmin-like. The transcript is spliced from 3 exons. The record is from RefSeq and is a predicted model, not a curated record. Gene Ontology annotation, biological process: intermediate filament organization. Lineage: Eukaryota; Metazoa; Chordata; Actinopteri; Acipenseriformes; Polyodontidae. Gene Ontology annotation, molecular function: structural constituent of cytoskeleton. Bases 121 to 1380 code for a protein of 419 amino acids. Gene Ontology annotation, cellular component: axon; intermediate filament; plasma membrane.
AGUGUCUGCAAACAACUUCACGGGGCAUAAAAGAAAAAGGAAAGUGCCUUGUCUCAGAACAACCUCUUCGCACAGGACUUGUCCCAACAGAAUAAGCCAAAACAAACAUUCACAUCAACCAUGCGAGGCACAUCUUUUUCCCAGAAGACUUUGUCAGUCAGUGGCUCCAGCAGGAUGCGUGUUCAGAGCCCAUCUCCCUCACGCUGUGGAGGGGCAGGUUUCCGUUCCACCUCUACUGACUCCCACAGAGGAGCCUCUUACGGUGCUACCCCUCGAGGCCGCUCAGGCUUCCAGGGCUCCGCAGUUGAAGUUGGUACAGAAAUCCACCGGGCCAACGAGAAAGAGGAGAUGCAGGAGCUGAAUGUCCGAUUCGCCAGCUACAUUGAGAAGGUACAGAACCUAGAGCAAAGGAACGCUGCCCUACAGGCGGAGCUGGCAGACCUGCAGGCCCGAUUCAAGAGGGGCCCGACUGGCAUUGGAGAGGAGUAUGAGCUGCAUUUUAAGGAAAUUAAGGACCUAAUAGAGUUGCUGACAAAACAGAAGGGAGCAGCUGACAUUGACAGGGGCUAUAUCGAGGAGGAGAUUGAGGCAUGGAGGCUGAAGUGUGAAGAGGAGCUGGAACUCAAGGAGGAGGCAGAGAUGGUCCUCCGACAGUUCCGCCAGGAUGUGGACAAUGGCACCUUACAGAAAGCUGAGCUGGAGAAGCAGGUUGAGCAGUUGAUGGCAGAAAUUGAGUUCCUGAAGAAACUGCACAAUGAGGAGGUAGCUGACCUCCUGAAGCAGAUUGAAGACAGCAAGGUGACCAUAGAACUGGAUGCAAGCCGCCCCGACCUGGCAGCCUACUUACGUAGGGUCCGAGCUGAGAUCGAGCAGGUCUCCGCCAAGAAUGUCCAGGAGGCCGAGCAGUGGUACAAGGGCAAGUUUGACACCCUGAAGGAGCAUGCUUCCAAGCAUGAGGAGCAAAUAAAGUCCAUUAAAGAAGAAAUCACCAUCUUCCAGUCCCAAGCCACAGACCUGCAAAACAAAAUUGAUGAACUGAGACGUCGCAACAGUGUCCUAGAGCAGCAACUAGAGGGUAUGGAAGCAAAUCAUCUGGAAAGGGUGGCCAGCUUGCAGGACAUCAUUGCCCAGCUCGAGUGCCAGCUGAGGGAGACCAAGUCUGAGAUGGCGAAAUACAUGCAGGACUACCAGAAUCUUCUCCACAUCAAACUGAAACUAGAUGCAGAGAUCGCCACCUAUAGGAAACUGCUGGAAAGAGAGGAGCAAAGGCUGGGGAUUUCUUCAGAGAGUGCCUCAGCUCAAGCAGUAAUAAAGGAAGAGAGAACCACCUCGGUUACACGUAAAGUGGAAACCCACAUGGCUACUAAGGUGACAGCCUGAGACCCGACAAACUUACAGCCAACAACAAAUGAAACCUCAAUAGAUUUUGUCAUUACUCCCUAGAUGCAGAGGAUGUGCAAAAUUGUUGUAAAAAUGUGAUGUCUUGUAAUGAAAACCCAUACUCCCUAAUGCAACCAAAACGACGUGAACGUUUACAUGCAUGUACCCAGUACUAGAGUGCAAUCUCUUAAUAAAGCUUGA